AUGCUUUUCCUCGGUUUUAACUUUGGAGGAACGCCUCUUCCAUGGCAGUCGCCUCCUGUAUUCUGUCGUUAUAUUCGGGAUCCUCAUGCUAUCUAUGUUUCUGCUAGAUAUGCAAGGUUUCCCACUAUGCUAUUGGGUCUUUUCAAUAAACGUUCAAACAUAGCAAGCAGCAUUGCUUGUCUGCUUCUGUCACAAUUUUGGAAAUACACGGCCAGUUCACUUCUUCAUGAUGUUAUCAAUGCCGACGAGGAAGUCUUUCUAGGUCUACAUCUGCGCCUUUUGCUUUCUCCUCUUUUCUUCCAAGUCGUCAAAGGCACAUUGAUCAUGAUAUCUGGAGUAUUUACUCUAUCUAUUGACAUUGUUCAAUGUCUCACUGGCAUAGCAACUGGCUCAUUAUCAAACAUACCGGUCGGACACGACAAGUCCACCUCAGUUGGUCACUAUUGCGAACCCAUAUGGACCGGAAUGGUAAUCCUAGCCCUUAAUUCUGGAUUGUUCUUCACAUUCGACGAGAAUAUGUCAAUAGCCAAAAUCGCGGAUAUCGAAGCUGUUGCUGGGGUGGGGGUAGGAUUAAACUUCCAGUCACUCUUGAUUGCGUUACCAUCGCAUGUGGAUCCGCCUGGUUCUGCAUCUGCGAUUGUGACAUUCGAUUUCACUCGCAACAUUGCGAUAUCACUAUCUGUCUUCAUCGGAGGGAGUCAUCCGGCGGCACUUGCGGAUAGUAUAGGAAAAGACCUAGCGGCAAAGUUCAAUAGUACUAAUGCGGAAGCCAACGUGGACUCAGUGUCAUCACUUCCUAUCCUGGGUUCAAAUAUAUUCCAGCGUUUCACGGUGAUAUACAUGCUAGGAAACUUCUACUUGUGGCAAUAA
Penicillium antarcticum is the source of this 870-nucleotide messenger RNA. RefSeq lists its product as uncharacterized. NCBI's taxonomy places the organism in Eukaryota, Fungi, Ascomycota, Eurotiomycetes, Eurotiales, Aspergillaceae. Gene Ontology annotation, molecular function: transmembrane transporter activity. The coding region runs from base 1 to 870 and encodes 289 amino acids. The transcript has 4 exons. Gene Ontology annotation, biological process: transmembrane transport. The record is from RefSeq and is a predicted model, not a curated record.